AUUUCAACACGUUAAAUCGCGGAAUGUGUGUAUAUGUACUUUAUAGCGUGGUUAUUCGAAUAUUUAUUUUUUAAAUAAGACCCAUCAGUUUAAUUUUUUGACUAUUUUUAUGCUUACAGCAAACAGAAAUGUAAUGUGUCUACGUUUUUAAUGUUUUAAUAUGGAUAUCAAUGAAUGAGCUUUCGUUGUUAGCGGGAAACGAAAGAGGGCGGUGUUGCCUUGCAGUCGGAACUGCGGGUUUAAAAUCUCAUAUUGAUUGGAUCAGUGCUGCUGGACGUUAGURGUUAGCAUUUAGCUAGCAUUAGUUCACCGAAAACCGAGGAUUGAAAAGCGGCAAAGCGGCGCAGUGAAUCAUGAAUCUGCAAUGACAGACCCAGGAGAACGUUGUUCGGGCUGUCCGGUCCACUUCAAGCCACCUGGGGGGUAGAGGAGGAAAAACUACAGACGCGUUUCUGCAUUUCCUGACGUGGAGGAGUGGACGACGCGAUGGCCCGUUCACAGCAGACUGAUGUGUCGUUUGCGUGGGAAAAGUACAUGGACUGUMGACUUCAGGGAGCAGAUCUGCAGGUGAGCCUUCAGAGGCUGGAGAAUUUCCUCUGCCUCUUCCACUACGUGCAGCACCACCCCUACCAAAACACCAAAGAUGCACUGAAGUUCUGCUCAGACAUGAGUGGAGCCAGUAACACUCUGGCGAGAGAGUUCCUCACUGACGUCCAUCAGCUGUGCAGCGCUGUGGCCCAGAGGGCCGAGGCCCGGGAGGAAGAAGAGGAGGAGAGUCACAUGGUGGCGCUGGGCGAGUACCUGGUCAGGGGGCGGGGCUUCUUGCUGCUCAGCACCCUGGACGCCAUCAUCGACCAGGAGCUGACGUGUCGGGAGGAGCUGCUCACCCUGCUGCUGUCGCUGCUCCCGCUGGUCUGGAAGAUUCCGGUGCAGGAGGAGAAAGCUCCAGAUUUCGUCCUGCCGUCCCUGCUGGAGGUGUUCCUGAAUCGGGAGUUGAAGUCCGUCCCUCUCAGAACCGGACAGAAGUCCUCGGCGGACGAGCCGAGCUCCGGGAGGAAGGCCCGCGCUGGCAGCGGCACGUGGAAGUCGAGGCGGUCGCGCAGAACGGCGCAGAGAUACUCUGUGAAAGAUGCUCGGAAGUCCCAGGUGUCCACCUCAGAUUCAGACGCCGAGGACCGAGGCGUCCCGGGCUCGGGCGGCGCCAGGAGCAGGAGGUCGCACGGCUCCACCCUCCAGGUAAGCUGCCAGCACCACUGCUCGGAAGCGUCGCAGCUGACCUCCACCGCCACCAACACCAAAGAAACCAUGAGCGCGCCGUACCCCUACCCCAGACCCCCCGGGUCCCAGAUGAUGGACAGCGAAACCCUGACGGACCCGGCAGCCAUAUCAGUUUUUAACCGCAUGGAGAACUCGCCAUUCGACCUUUGCCACGUGCUGCUCUCCCUGCUGGAGAAGGUCUGCAAGUUCGACAUGAGCAUCAACCACAACCCGGGCCUGGCGGUCAGCGUCGUGCCCACGCUCACCGAGAUCCUGACCGAGUUCGGGGACUGCUGCGGUCCCGGCGUGGGGGGAGGCGGGACGGGGGCAGAGGAGCUGGCCGGCGGUUGGACGGAGGAGCCGAUCGCGCUGGUCCAGAGGAUGUUACUGCGCACCAUUCUGCACCUGAUGUCCGUGGAUGUCAGUCGGAGCGACAAACUUCCCGACAGCCUGAGGCGGAGCCUGACGGACCUGCUGAGAGCCACCCUGAAAAUACGAAGCUGCUUGGAGAGACAGAAGAACCCGUUCGCGCCGAGGCCCAAGAAGACUCUGCAGGAGGUCCAGGACGACUUCUCGUUCUCCCGUUAUCGCCACCGAGCGCUCCUGCUCCCAGAGCUCUUAGAGGGGGUAUUACAGGUGCUCCUCGGCUGCCUCCAGGCCUCCACGCCCAACCCCUUCUUCUUCAGCCAGGCUCUGGACCUCAUCCAUGAGUUCGUCCAGCACCGGGGGCUCGAGCUCUUCGAGGCCACCGUGCUGCGAUUGGAGGGACUCGGCCGCGCCAGAGACUCCGACGUAGGCAGAGAGGCGUCGGAACGCUUGCGAGGCCUCAUCACGGGGGUCUUCAAAAUAAUCAGCGCCGUCAAGAAGUCCAAGUCGGAACAGCUGCAUCAAUCCGUGUGCGCCCGGCGCCGCCACCGCCGCUGCGAGUACUCCCACUUCCUGCACCACCACAGAGACCUGUCGGGUCUGCCCGUGUCCGCCUUCAAACAGGCUGCCAGGCGCAACCCAUUCGAGGAGGAAGGAGACGGGACGGAGGGGGACGGCGUCCGCUACCCCGAGCGCUGCUGCUGCCUGGCCGCCUGCACCCACCAGUGCCUGCGGCUCCUGCAGCGCCUGUCGCCCAGCGGGCCGGCGGUCCUGCAGGUCCUAGCCGGGAUCCAGGCCUGCGGGAUCUGCUGCUGCAUGGACCCUCGCUCAGUCGUCGGGCCCAUGCUGCACGCCUUCCAGGCUCCGGGUCUGCGCAGCUACCAGUCGCACGUGCUCGGCGUGCUGGGGCGGCUGAUCCUAGACCAGCUCGGUGGGGGUCUGCCAUCAGAGAAGGCCAAGCUGGCCUCGUGCAACAUCUGCACACUGGACAGCAGCCAGCUGCCGGGCCUGGAGGAGACGCUGCAGCAGGGAGAACCUUCGGCCGUCUCCACGACUUUACGCUACCGCUCCCAGGGCAUCCUGCCCAGCGGAGGGGGCGCCGAGGACAUGCUGUGGAAGUGGGACGCCCUGCAGGCCUAUCAGGAGCUGGUGUUCUGCGAGGACCGGCAGUUGAGCCAGCAGAUCGCCGGCCACGUGUGCCACCUGACCCUGCGGGGCAACGCCAUCGUGCAGUGGCAGCUGUACACGCACAUCUUCAACCCCGUGCUGCAGAGGGGGGUGGAGCUGGUCCACCACGCCCAGCAGCUGGGGGUCUCUACCGUCUGCACUCAGGUCUGCAGCUACCACACGCAGUGCCUGCCCGUGGAGGUCCUGCUCAUCUACCUGCAGACGUUACCGGCACUUCUCAAAUCAAGGGUGGUCAGAGACCUUUUCAUCAGCUGUAAUGGGCUCAACCAGGUGACAGAGCUGGUGUACCUGGACCAGACUCGUUCUCUGGCUUUGAAGGUGUUUGAAACUCUGAUCAUAGGCGCAGGACAUCAGCAGGCUGAUGGACUCCUCCAGGAACUGGAGAGCUCCGACACCAAAGACAGGGAGGCCGCCCUAGGCCCGGCCGACGAACUGGGGUCCCGCGGGGCCGGAGAGGGCCCGCAGAGUCUCAGCAAGUUCUACGAAGGCCUGAAGGAGGCCUACCCGUCUUAUAAAAGCCAUGUUGGGCAGGGCCGCGGCCGAACGGAGAUCCACCUCCACGUCAUCAACCUCUUCCUCUGCGUGGCCUUCCUCUGCGUUAGCAAAGAGGCCGAUUCUGACCGGGACUCGGCCAACGACUCGGAGGACACGUCGGGUUACGACAGCACGGCGAGCGAGCCCCUGGGCGGGCGGCUGCCCUACCUGUCCCUGGACAGCGUGGCCCUGCCCUCCAAAGAGCAGCUGCGCCGCGCCGCCGACGUGUGGUCGGUGUGUCGGCUCAUCUACAUGGCCAGCCCUUUUUUCCAGAGGCAGUUCUUCAAGCUGGGCGGCCUGGAGGUGUGCCUGCGCCUCAUGACCAUGGUCAUCCAGAAACUCUCCUGCAAAACCAAGGAGGGCAAGGCGAAGAAGAAGAGAGACGGCAGAGGGAAAGGCAGCCCCGAGUCCACKCUUCCAGCCUUGUCGCUGGGACCGGAGGAGACGUCUCGUGAGUCCUCCGACGUUCACUUGGGGGGUCCAGCUGAAGCAAAGAGCAAAGAUCCAGCGAAGAGGCUGGAAGAAGAGUGGCAGCUACAAAGCAUUCGCCUCCUCGAGGCCUUGCUAGCCAUCUGUCUACACAGCGCUAACUCGGCCAUGCAGAGAACAGAACCGGAGCCUUCCUCCCAGCUCCAGUCUGUUGAGGACACACUGUUGGCGGUUAGAGACCAGCUGUCUCGCUCAGGGGUGGUGAACUCUGACCUUGCCGUUCCCCUGUUUGACUCUCUCCUGCGCGUGGCCUUGGCUGAGGUGUCCUCGUGUACCGAUGUUAUCGAGGAGAAGCCGGACAGGAAGCUCCAGGUGCUUGCAGAGGGGGCGGCCCCGGCAGGCGAUCUGUCUGAGGAGGUGGAUGAGGUGCAGAGCUGCAGCGUCAGGCUCCCGGGGGAGGAGGAGGGCUACGACGCUGAUAGUGAAAGCAACCCAGAAGACAUGGCCAGGCAGGAAGAGGCAGGGAAGGUGGAGCCGGCCGGGUUGUGCGAGUUUUCGACGGCGGCGGACGGGCCGGGGCGUGGCGCGCUGCUGUUCCCUGAGAUCUGCACCAUGGAGCUGCAGCUCCUCGCCUCCGGCUCUCCGGACCUGGAGGUUCUGGGCCACGUGUUCCACAGCCUGCUGGGCGCCGUGCACGCCAACUGCCGCAACGCCGCUUCGCUCUACGACCAGGGAGGAGUCAAAACCAUCUUAUGUGGUUUUUACAACAUCCUCAGUCAAACAGACCCGUCUUUUACAGAUUGCCAGACCGUGCUGGUGGAGCUGCUGGUUGCCAUGGUGAGCCGGCGGAUCACGGCGGAGGAGCUGGCCCUGUUCAUCCGCCUCUUCCUGGAGAAGACCCCUCCCACGGAUGUUUUACUGAAAGGUAUUUUACAAAUCGUUGAAGCCAACAUGAGCGUAGAGCCGCUUCACUUCCUGAUGUUCCCGGUGGUCCUGGGGACUUCCACACCGGCAGCCUUGUCUCCCGGAUCCAGACAGAGCUCCGCCCCCGGAGGGAAGAGCGGCGGCGGCGGCCUGCUCUGGAAGAACAAGCUGUCUCCGGGUCGCAGGGAGGGGGACGCCGAGUGCCGGCCGAGCCACCUCCGCUCCUCGCCAUGGCACGUGGCUCCUCUCCACCUGCCCCUGGUGGGGCAGAACUGCUGGCCCCACAUGGCCAGUGGCUUCAGCGCCUCCAUGUGGCUGAGGGUGGCCGAGCAGGAGGAGAGGGGCGUGAGCAAGGUAGAAAGCUGUCCCCCUGCAGCCGAGUCCCACCGAGCCCCCGCUCCGACCAGAACAAAGAYAGAGGAGGGUCUCGUUCAUAUUCUGUCCAUGGGCUCCAAGGCCCUGAUGCUUCAGGUCUGGGCAGACUUCUUCACAGGCUCCCUCACCUUCAGAAUCUGCAUCGAUCCCAACGACGAGAUAAAAGCCGGCCUGUUGGCGCAGGCCGAGUCCGGAGACGGUUUGCUCCAACGGGGACAGUGGCAGCACCUGAGCAUCACCUACAGCCAGCAGCCGGAGGGCAAGAAGAACGUCCACGGCCGCGUGGUCGUCUGGACGUGCGGCAUCCGGAAAUGUGAAGUGUCUUUGGACUUCACCCUGCCGAGAAGGUCCAGUUUGUCGUCCGACAGCAACAAAACGUUCUGCAUGUUGGGUCAGUGUGCAGCGUUCUCCGAGGAGCUGCUGAGGCAGAGCCGAGCGUGGAGCAUGGGCACCGUGCUGCUCUUCAACGGGUCCAGAAUCGGGUCUGAAGAAGCCUUCUACCUGUACUCCCGUGGACCGGACCUCACGUCAAUCAUGCCCUGCAAGUACGGCAAGCCGAGCGGGUCCUUCUCCAAGUUCGUCUCCCAGGAAGGUCUGAGGUGCGAACGAGUUCGAGAGAUUCUGAUGAAGAACAAGGAUAUCGACACAACAGCUCUGGUUGAGAGCCUGGCGGUGGUGUACGCCCCCAGCAGCCCGAGGGUCUACACCAUCUACGAGCCCGUCAUCAGACUGAAGGGUCAGACCAAGACCACSGUCACCCAGCGGCCCUUCAGCUCCAAGGAGGUCCAGAGCAUGUCCCUGGACCCCGACGCCCUCAGGGCUCUGCUUCCCAGCGAAACCCGAGGCCUGCAGAGCGUCCUGCACAGGAUCGGAGGGACGGGGACCUUCGUCUUCCUCUUCGCACAGACGGUGGAGCUGAGUGACUGUGAGAAGACCCAGGCCUUGGCCCUGCAGGUGCUGCUCUCUCUGUGCAAGCACAACCAGCACCGCGUCCACGAAAUGGACUGUUAUCACGGUUACGCCAUGAUCCACCAGGUCCUCAUCAAGUCCAAAUGCAUCGUGGGAUACCACAUGUUGAAAACGCUGCUGGACGGCUGCUGCAGCGGACCCCUUCUCAUCCUGGCCGACGACGGUCAGUUCCGUCUGGACGCCGAGUCGGUCGCCGUGGUUCAGGAUUUACGGCUGCUGUCGGACAUUCUGCUGGACUGGAAGAUCUGGGCCAAAGCUGAGUGCGGCGUGUGGGAAACGCUGCUGGCUGCUUUAGAGAUCCUGAUCAGGAUGAACCACCCCCACCAGGUCUACAACAUCCGUCAGUUCCUGAAUGCUGAGUUGGUGCAUCGUUUCCUGCUCACCUGCCAGGUGUUACAGGAGCAUCGAGACGAGCAUCUCACCUCCAUCCCUCCAGAAGUCUGCUUGUCCUUCAUCAGAAUCAUCCAGGAGGUUCUGGGCUCUCCUCCGGACAUGGAUCUGCUCAAACUAAUCAGCAACUUCCUGCUGGCCGUCCACCCGCCCACCAACACCUACGUCUGCCACACGCCGUCCAGCUUCUACUUCUCCCUCCGCACAGAUGGGAAGCUGUACCAGGAGAAGGUGCAGUCCAUUAUGUACUUGAGACAACACUCCAACAGUGGAGGGAGGUCUGCCAGCAGCUCUGUGGUGUCCCUGUCCCCGACCGUCUUCACUGAUGCUCCUCAUGAAGGACACCUGCACGCUUCCUCCACUGAACAUGGAGGCGACCAUCAGUCGCUGCGUCCCCCUAGUCUGGCCCCGUCCCCGUCCCCCUCCCCCAUGCUGACCCCUCGACUCGGACACAGCGUCUCCGGUGAAGCAGCCGAAGGAGACGGGGUCUCCCUGACCUCUCAGCAAGCCCUCGGCAGCACCGAGACCCUGAAGAAGGCCGGCGGCGAGCAGCUCCUGAGCAGCUGCGAAUCGGCCAAGACCAUCUGCRACCCCGAGGACGCGGCGGAGGGCGCCUCGCCGCGCACCCCGUCCAUCAGCGUGGAGGAGGAGCGAGACGAGGYGGCGGAGGAGGACAGCCUGGCYGAGUGCAGCGUGGGCGGGCCAGAGUCGGAGGACAGGUUCGACUGGGCCAGCGACGAGGCGCCCCGCCGCCCCGACAGCCUGAAGGGCAUCCAGUCCUUCCAGAGGAGCCACAGCAACCUGACCAGCCUGGGGCUCGCCUUCCCGUUUCCAAACGGCUCGUUGGCCAUCGCUCGGUGGCCCGGCGUGGCCGACCGAGGCUCCGCCCCCGACGAUUUGGAGAGCUACACCUACUCUCCUGGCUACGAGAGGACGCACAGCAAGACGGAGUCCAACGACAGGUCCAGUACAGAGGACUGCUUGGUGCUGGUCUGCUGUGGACUCUACGAUCUUCUGAGGGGCGUCCUGCUACUGCUGCCUGACCUCAUGCUGGAAGAGGUGAUGGACAAGCUCAUCCAGCCGGAGGCUCUGGUUGUUCUGGUCAACCACUCUUCACCUCUCAUCCAGCAAGGAGUCAUGAAGCUGCUGGAUGCGUAUUUCACCAGAGCUCAAAAGGAGCAGAAGGAGAAGUUUCUGAAGAACCACGGCUUCUCGCUGCUGGCCAACCAGCUGUACAUCCACCAGGGCAGCCAGGGGCUCCUCGAAUGCUUCCUGGAGAUGCUGUUUGGAAGACCGACAAACCUGGAGGAGGACCUGGACCUGGAGGAAAUGGAGAGCAUUUCACCCUUCAGAAGGCGCUGCAUCAUCCCGGUGCUGGGUCUCAUCGAGAACUCCCUUUACGAGAACUCCUUGGUGCACAACAUCCUCUGCAUGCUGCUGCAGCUCGUCAACGCCUGCCCCAAGCUGGCUGACAUCCUGCUGGACCACGGGCUGCUCUACGUCCUCUUUAACACCCUCUCCACCCUGAACGGCAUGGAGAACUGUAUUCCCCUGAAUGACUACAAGCUCCUGGUGUGUGACAUUCAGCAGAUGUUAGUGGCUGUGACUAUCCACUCCUGCAGCUCCUCGGGGUCCCAGUACUUCCGCAUCAUCGAAGACCUCAUCACUUUGCUGGGUUUCAUGCAAACCAGCAAGAUGCAGCGCACACAGGGUGAGGACCGGAUUCCUGAUAUUCAACUACGAAAUACAUGCCCCAAAAUGGCCGUGGCCCUCCAGUUCAGAGUCCUCCAAUCCGCAGUCGAGUUCAUAAAGACGACGGCCAACCAGGAGCCUCAGAAGCUGAGCAGCUCYGUGAACACGCCCAGCUCUCCACAUCACGCCAUCUACCAGAAGCGUAAAAGCAUCGCAGGUUCCAUCGCCGUGAAAGACUCCAUUAUCCCCCGCAUCCCCAGGCAGCACUACUGCUCCUACGGCCAGAUCCCCACGGCCACUCCCUUCAGCUUCCUGUCCCAGGACUCCCCCCUCCCCUCCCCCACCGGAGCGCCAUCAUACACGCUCCACUGUGAUGCAGGUCGGCGCCGGUUCUCCCUGGCCCAGACUGACUCCCUCCUGAUGCGGAUGCGCUCCGUGGCCAGCGAUGAGCUCCACCAGAUGAUGCAGAGGAGGAUGAGCCAGGAGAACCCCAUCCGGGCCAGUGAGACCGAGUUCGUCCAGCGGCUGCAGAGGCUGGUGGUUCUCGCCGUCAACAGACUUAUCUACUACGACGUGAGCGAGGAUUUGUUCGACCUGCUGAACAUCCCAGACUCUCCGGACCACCAGCUCUUCACGCCCGAGCCCGGCGAUCAGGCGCACGACGAGAGUUCUUCCUCCUCCGUCCCGCAAUCCCCGAUUCCCUUCACCCUGCCGCCCGCCAACAAGAAGAGCUUUCAGAAAGACGUCCUCAAACUCAUGAUGGACGGCAUCAAAAUCAGCCUGGGCAGCACGGGUCGCGGCGGCGCUCCGAGCCAUCAGUGGAGGAGAAUCCUGUGGUCCUGCCGGGACACGUUCAGGGUCCAGAUCGGUCGUCUCCUGGUGCACACGCUCAGCCCCACGCGUCCUCUGAGCGACAGGAAGGAGGCGCUCCAGUUUGUGUUCGAUCCCAAACACAUGGACAUCCUGAAGGAGAGCCUGAGCUCGGGUCUGGAGCACGGUCCCAAGCUGUCUCUGUACCUGUACGAGAUGCUGCACGAUCACAAGGACGAGCUGACGAAAGACGAGCAGAACGCCGUGGGCGCGUUCAUGACCUCCCUGAAGCUGUGCGGCCACCGCUGCAUCCCGCCCAACGCGCCGCACAAACAGGACCUCCUCAAGGCCAUCAAGGAGGAAAAUCUCAAGUAUGAAACCGAGGAGAAAACGAGUAAAGCAGCGUGGGAAAAGAAAAUGGCCAACACUCAGAAGAAUCUGAUCCAGAGGCUGGACGGAAAGUCCAAAGACAUUUCCAAGAUUGCGGCCGACAUCACUCAGAAUGUGUCUCUGCGGCAAGGCAUGGAGAGAAAGAAGGUGAUCCAGCACAUCCGGGGUCUUUACAAAACGGACCUGAGCGCCAGCCGCCACUGGCAGGAGCUGGUGCAGCAACUCACACACGACCGUGCCGUUUGGUAYGACCAGACGUCCUACCCUAUGUCCUGGCAGCUGGACCCCACGGARGGACCGAAUCGGGAGCGACGGCGGCUGCAGCGGUGCUACCUCACCAUCCCAAACAAAUACCUGCUCAAAGACCGGCGCAAGCCUGAAGACCCGGUGAAGCCGCCGCUGUCCUUCCUGUUUGAGGAUAAAACUCACUCCUCCUUCUCCUCCACCGUCAAAGACAAAGCCACCAGCGAGUCCAUCAGGUUCACCAGACGGUGCACCAGUGUUGCCCCCUCCAGAGAGACRGCAGGGGAGCUCCUCCUGGGGAAGUCCGGCAUGUACUUUGUGGAGGACAACGCCACCGACGCUCACGACAGCCAGAGCCUCCACGGGGAGACGGAGGCUCCUUCGUUCUCCUGGACCUACGAGGAGAUCAAGGAGGUGCACAAGCGCUGGUGGCAGCUCAGAGACAACGCUGUGGAGAUAUUCCUCACCAACGGCAGGACGCUGCUCUUAGCGUUCGACACCACCAAGUUCCGGGACGACGUCUACCACAACAUCCUGACCUCGGACCUCCCCAACCUGCUGGAGCACGGCAACAUCUCUGCGCUCACGCAGCUGUGGGGCUCCGGCCAGAUCACCAACUUCGAGUACCUGACGCACCUGAACAAGCACGCGGGUCGCUCGUUCAACGACCUGAUGCAGUACCCGGUGUUCCCCUUCAUCCUGCGCGACUACACCAGCGAGACRCUGGACCUGCAGGACCAGAACAUCUACAGGAACUUGAUCAAACCGAUUGCGGUCCAGUCCAAAGAAAAGGAGGAUCGCUACGUCGACAACUACAGGUACCUGGAAGACGAGUACAAAAAGGGCAUUCGUGAGGACGACCCCAUGCCUCCCGUCCAGCCGUAUCACUACGGCUCGCACUACUCCAACAGCGGCACCGUCCUGCACUUCCUGGUCCGAAUGCCUCCGUUCACCAAGAUGUUCCUCGCCUACCAGGACCAGAGCUUUGAUAUCCCGGACCGGACUUUUCACUCCAUGAACACCACGUGGCGCCUGUCCUCCUACGAGUCCAUGACAGAUGUGAAGGAGCUCAUCCCAGAGUUCUUCUAUCUGCCAGAGUUCCUGGUCAACAGAGAAGGUUUCGAUUUUGGGGUUCGUCAAAACGGCGAAAGAGUGAAUCACGUGAAUUUACCCCCGUGGGCUCGCAACGACCCCCGUCUGUUUAUCCUGAUCCACCGACAGGCCCUGGAGUCGGACCAGGUCUCCCAGACUCUGUGUCAGUGGAUCGACCUGGUCUUCGGCCUCAAGCAGAAAGGCAAAGCUGCYGUCCAGGCCAUCAAUGUCUUCCACCCGGCUACGUAUUUCGGCAUGGACGUGUCRGCUGUAGAGGACCCAGUCCAGCGACGAGCCCUGGAGACGAUGAUUAAGACUUACGGCCAAACGCCCAGGCAGCUCUUCAACGCCUCCCACAUCAGCAGGGCGGCCCCCAAACUCACGAUGGAGGGGGAGCUGCCGGCAGCCAUGGGCCUUCURGUUCAGCUGGCCUUCAGAGAAACCAGAGAACAGGCGAAGGAAAUCGUCUGCCCGAGCCCGCUGCCCUGGAUCAAAGGCCUGAAGUGGGGCGAGUACGUGGGCUCGCCCUCCGCUCCGGACCCCGUGGUGUGUUUCAGUCAACCGCACGGCGAGCGCUUCGGAUCCCUGCUGGCCCUGCCCACCCGGGCCAUCUGCGGCCUGUCUCGCAACUUCUGCCUGAUGAUGAUUUACAGCAAGGAGCAGGGUGUGCGGAGCAUGCACAGCACCGACAUCCAGUGGUCGGCCAUCUUGAGCUGGGGCUACGCAGACAACAUCUUACGGCUGAAGAGCAAGCAGAGCGAGCCGCCGAUCAACUUCAUCCAGUGCUCACAGCUCCACCAGGUGACCAGCUGCGCCUGGGUGCCCGAUGGCUGCCAGCUAUUUACGGGCAGCAAGUGUGGAGUCAUCACCGCCUACAGCAACCGCUUCACCAUCGCCACGCCGUCAGAGAUGGAGGUGGAGUCUCAGGUUCACCUGUACGGACACACAGGUGAAGUCACCGGCCUGUUCGUCUGCAAACCCUAUAGCAUCCUCAUCAGUGUCAGCGACGACGGCACCUGCAUCCUCUGGGACCUCAACAGACUCUGUUACGUACAAAGCCUCACCGGCCACAAAAGUCCCGUGACGGCCGUCUCUGCCAGCGAGACCACCGGAGACAUCGCCACGGUUUGUGACUCAGAGGCGGGAGGCAGCGACCUUCGCCUGUGGACAGUGAACGGCGACCUGAUUGGACACGUCCACUGCAGAGAGACCAUCUGCUCCGUGGCCUUCUCCAACCAGCCGGAGGGCGUCUCCGUCAACGUCAUCGCCGGCGGUCUGGAGAACGGCGUUGUCAGGUUGUGGAGCACCUGGGAUCUGAAGCCCAUCAGAGAGAUCACCUUCCCAAAGUCCAACAAACCCAUCAUCAGCCUGACGUACUCGUGCGACGGCCACCACCUGUACACGGCCAACAGCGAGGGCACCGUGAUGGCCUGGUGCCGCCGGGACCAGCAGCGCAUGAAGCUGCCCAUGUUCUACUCCUUCCUGAGCAGCUACGCUGCCGGCUGACCCCCCGCCCCCCACCUGCACUGAAUGAUCCCCAGCUGUGGAAGCUCAGACACUCCCAGCAUUAUUCAAAAAGAAAAAGUGUUACAUGUAAAUAAAAAUAUAUUUAUAAACAAUGUGAAGCUGAAUGUUGGAGGAAUGGAUGCCGAGGCUGCAGCAGACACUUUCUACAAAAUGUUUUUCAUAUUCGUCUCAAACUCUUUCGUUCUCUUUGUUCUGCCUUUUUUUUUUUCUCGUUGUUGCUCGAGUUGUUUCGACUGUUGAAGCUGCUAUCCUCUGACCCAAAGACCAGAACCAAAACCCGGGUCUCGUCUGACCACGGGGGUCCCGGCGGGGGAGACGGGAUGAAUUGUGCCGCCUGUUGUUCCGCCCCGCCUCCUGCAUGCGAGGCCGACCCGGACUGGACCUGACAUUUACGGACCUUGUUCGACGCACGUUUUAUCCGCUCGUCUUUUCCUCCUCGGGUCUCCGGUUCUCAAACUCAAAGCACCAGGAAACAGCCGAAGUGACUAAAAACGGGUCAGACCCACCGAGCUCUGUUUUCACCGCUCCCGAUAUUUAAUAGAAGCUCUUAGUUGAUAAUUUACUCUUAUUUUAUUUUUUCCACCUAAUCUGGGUCGAUCAGGUGACGGAGCCAACCAGACGUUUCGUACCCAUCCUCCGUUUAACCGUUACGGGUCAGAUGUUCACCAGAAACACUUCUUAUGAUUCAGUACCUCCAAUAAAUCCAACCCAGAAGCAACACCAGCCCAGAAACGUUGCGUCAAACGCAGCCUGAACAGACACCRUCUUACUUUGUCGAUUUGUCUUUGAGAAAGGGAACAUUUCUUAAAAUAUCAUUCCUGUUUCAUGUGUUUUGUGACUUUUUUUGCACCUUGUUCUUCAUUUCUGCCUGGACUCAGAAAAAUACGUUACUGUUUUUGUUUGCUCGUCUGAACUGUUUCUUUCACUCAUUUUUGUUUUUUUUUAUCCUUGUUGAAAACCGUAAACAUGCCGAGCGAAAAUGUGAUUAUUUAUUGUUCUGUUAUUAACUUGAGCUAUGCAUAAUUUAAAUCAUAGUUUUGUUUGUUUUGACAGAUUGAUAUGAGACUUUUUGGUUGUAAAUAUGUGUCAUACUGACAAACCAGGUGAGAAGUAUAUUAUAAAUGCACACAUAUCUAUAUAAAUAUUUGAAGAAAUGUUA
Messenger RNA from Austrofundulus limnaeus, 13345 nucleotides. RefSeq names its product lysosomal trafficking regulator (gene lyst). Gene Ontology annotation, molecular function: protein binding. Lineage: Eukaryota; Metazoa; Chordata; Actinopteri; Cyprinodontiformes; Rivulidae. The record is from RefSeq and is a predicted model, not a curated record. The transcript is spliced from 55 exons. The coding region runs from base 487 to 12165 and encodes 3892 amino acids.